Messenger RNA from Oppia nitens, 899 nucleotides. Its product is annotated as juvenile hormone acid O-methyltransferase-like. Bases 28 to 870 code for a protein of 280 amino acids. NCBI's taxonomy places the organism in Eukaryota, Metazoa, Arthropoda, Arachnida, Sarcoptiformes, Oppiidae. The transcript has 3 exons. The record is from RefSeq and is a predicted model, not a curated record.
CUUAAUAUACAAACAAACAAACAAAUUAUGAGUUAUAUAAAACCGGAAAUUUAUGAAACUGCUACACAACAUAUUGAACAACAUAUCAUCGAUUCAAUAGCUAAUAUUAAAAAUGAAAAACCUUUUUACAAUACUAUUGUCGAUAUCGGUUCAGCUGACGGAGGACUUACCAAAUAUUUGUCGGCAAAUGUGCCGCACAAACAAUUAAUUGGUAUCGAUAUCGAUCCGGAAAUGAUUGCUUACGCCAAAAGUCAAUCAAUAGAUGACAAUACCAUCGUUUAUAUUGAACAGGAUAUGAAUGUUGAAAACUGGUCGCAAUUAUGUCCACAAAUACGCCAAUUGGAGGGUCGGGUAGAUCUGAUAUUUUCAAACGAUACCCUAUCUAAUAUUGCCGAUCGCAAACAAUUAAUGACCAACUUAUGGCAAUUGCUAUCAUCGGACAACGGUAUACUACACGUUAAUAUACCGAUAAUACCUGAUCUGAACAGAAAACUGGCUAAAAGUGAACAAAGAGAUUGGUAUCAAUCGGUUAGUAAACAGUUAGACGACUGGAAGUCUGGUUUACAAGAAAAUGGAUUUCAAAUUAAAGAGUUUCGUGUCUUUAAUAUCAAUACUAUUGCCAAACGACAUGAAAUUAUUAAUUUUCUGCCAAUGAUGGUCCAAAAUGUUGGUACAUUUUUUACCGAUAAGCGCCAGUUUGAGGACGAACUUGACGGACAUCUUACCGAUACUGUAUUUGAUGCCUAUACCAGUCAACCCGAUGCCACACCCAAUCCAAACGCUUGGAAACAAUUUAUGGCCGACAAUACUAUUACCGAAGUCACUCUAAUACGUCAAGCUUUAAAAUUUAUUUGUAUUAAAAAUAUUUGAUUUAGACUUAGAUUAAAUUAUUAUUAUUA